Messenger RNA from Capsicum annuum, 1093 nucleotides. RefSeq names its product ubiquitin-conjugating enzyme E2 2. The record is from RefSeq and is a predicted model, not a curated record. The coding region runs from base 325 to 783 and encodes 152 amino acids. The transcript has 5 exons. NCBI's taxonomy places the organism in Eukaryota, Viridiplantae, Streptophyta, Magnoliopsida, Solanales, Solanaceae.
GAUCUGAUGGGUCAGGUUAUGUGUCUGAUCUGAUCAGCUUACAUAUCACGCUAACUCAAAAAUCUGCAUUUCCCAUAAGCAGACCCCGCCCCCCCACCACCCACCCACCCAAGCACCCAACCACCUACCCAAUCUCCAAUCUCCUUUAGGUAAUUUCAUCUUCCUCCUUUAAUUCCAAUCAACUGUUAUGUAUUUGGACUACUAGCAAUUUUCAAUUAUUUUGGGGAUCUAGGGUUUCGAUUUCAUGAUUGCUUAAACUGCUAUGUUAAUUAGUGUAGGGACCUGAAAACUGUUGAAUUGUGAUUUGUGGAUUAGGCGGUGAGGAUGUCGACGCCCGCUAGGAAAAGAUUGAUGAGGGAUUUUAAGCGGUUACAACAGGAUCCACCUGCUGGUAUCAGUGGUGCUCCUUAUGACAACAAUAUUAUGCUUUGGAAUGCUGUUAUUUUUGGUCCUGAUGACACGCCUUGGGAUGGAGGUACGUUUAAGCUGACACUUCAAUUUUCGGAGGAUUACCCCAACAAGCCUCCAACGGUGCGGUUUAUUUCCAGGAUGUUCCAUCCAAAUAUUUAUGCCGAUGGGAGUAUUUGCUUGGACAUACUGCAAAAUCAGUGGAGUCCUAUUUAUGAUGUUGCGGCUAUACUCACUUCAAUCCAGUCUUUGCUCUGUGAUCCAAACCCAAACUCGCCAGCUAAUUCAGAAGCAGCGCGCAUGUUUAGCGAGAACAAGCGCGAGUACAACAGGAAGGUGCGUGAGAUUGUUGAGCAGAGCUGGACAGCUGACUGACAUCUCUCUGGCCCUUUCGGGAGAUUUUCCUGGUACGGUUGCCCGGGUCAAGCUUCAAUGUUUUCACUGUUGUUUGCUACAUUCAUAAUAAAUGUAGCAGGAAGUGUCCUUUUAUGUGCUCUUUAGAACUCUGAUUGUCUUAUCUUCAUGUUCUGUUACUCGACCAAGAGACAAUGUACAUAUUGGUCACUUGUAUCGAAAUUGUAUGAAGCUCUUUUCUGUUGGUCAUCAUGAGACCUUCAACGGAAAAUGGACAAAUAUCUGAUAUUGUUGUUUGGCAAUGUAAAUUCUGUGCUAUAUCAUUCAUCCA